Molecule: messenger RNA, 1102 nt
Organism: Rhododendron vialii
Lineage: Eukaryota; Viridiplantae; Streptophyta; Magnoliopsida; Ericales; Ericaceae
Product: pathogenesis-related thaumatin-like protein 3.5
Exons: 3
Coding region: 60-947 (295 amino acids)
Biological process (GO): defense response
Cellular component (GO): extracellular region
Source: RefSeq, a predicted model, not a curated record
UGUACAACUGCAAUCACCUCUCUCUCUCUCUCUCUCUCUCUCUCUCUUUUGCAAAGACAAUGGCAAUUAAGCACAUAGUCUCUCUCCUCCUUGUUUCACUUGCUAUUUUCUUCCAAGGAUCCGAAGUAUCGGCGCGCGACACAAUAUUCACCCUCAAAAACCUUUGUAGCGACACAAUUUGGCCCGGCACAUUAGCAGGAAACAAUGGUGCCGUCCUUGGCGGUGGUGGCUUCUCAUUGGCCCCCGGUGCAUCAAACCAGUUCCCAGCCCCAGCUGGUUGGUCGGGCCGGUUUUGGGGUCGAACAGGUUGCAAAUUCGACGGAUCGGGCAACGGAAAAUGCAGUACAGGUGACUGCGGCAACAAGCUCAAUUGCACCGGCAGCGGUGGCGUGCCGCCCGUCACCCUUGCGGAAUUCACGAUCGGCAGUGGGAGUAAUCACUUCAUGGAUUUCUAUGACGUAAGCCUGGUGGACGGGUACAAUGUGGGCAUAGGAAUACGUCCCUCGAAUGGCAACGGAGAUUGCAAGUAUGCUGGGUGCGUUGCUGACUUAAAUGCAAACUGCCCACCAGAACUAGAAGUGACCAGCGCAGGUUCUGGAGUCGCGUGCAAAAGCGCGUGCACGGCUUUUAAUACGCCAGAAUAUUGUUGCACCAGUGAUCACGCGACACCAGCUACGUGUCCACCGACACAAUACUCAAAGUUGUUCAAGCGGGCUUGCCCCGAUGCCUAUAGCUAUGCUUAUGAUGAUGAGACGAGUACUUUUACUUGUUCCGUUGCGAAUUAUUUGAUCACGUUUUGUCCAUCAGGGACGCAAUUGCUUCAAAUGGAAAAUACUGAGAAUCAUAUUCUCAGCAGUAUAAUUUCUAACUACAGGUUGCUCCUUCAAAAACUCAGAAGUGGAGUCAAGCUCCUUUUUCGGGGGGCGAUUAAUGCGCCGAUGCUCUAGCUAAUUUUUACCUACAGCAAGACUCUUUGUUAUGUUUUAAUUUUCCUCCAAGCGACCUUGUGCAGCAUUUGUUUGACGAUUCGGCGGGGAAGAAAUUCCCUAGGACUAUGUAUCCAAUUUAAGUUGGUUUUAUGAAGUACCCUUUUAACCAAAAA